Aspergillus caelatus is the source of this 1796-nucleotide messenger RNA. RefSeq names its product putative MFS transporter. The record is from RefSeq and is a predicted model, not a curated record. The coding region runs from base 122 to 1618 and encodes 498 amino acids. Lineage: Eukaryota; Fungi; Ascomycota; Eurotiomycetes; Eurotiales; Aspergillaceae. Gene Ontology annotation, cellular component: membrane. Gene Ontology annotation, molecular function: transmembrane transporter activity. Gene Ontology annotation, biological process: transmembrane transport. The transcript is spliced from 4 exons.
CUUGCCUGCGCUGCGACAUUUCUUCUCCCCUUUGAGCAAUUUUUUGUUUGCUUCCCGCUUUUUGCUUGUUCUUUGAACACCCUUUUCUUUUUCUUUUUCUUUUUACUUGGGUUUAAUCCCUAUGGGGGAAGAAGAAAAGAAACAUUCCGACGGCGUGGUGGGCCAGACCAUGCCCGCGAACCGAGUCGAUGAUGCAGUUGAGUACCUGGAGGGGCAUUCGGACGUGGCCGAUACGCAGGAUGUAGACAUAAGCGCAUUGCGUCGCAAGAUCGAUUACCGCAUUAUCCCAUUCAUGUUCUGUUGCUAUGUGCUGCAGUUUUUGGAUAAAGUCAUGCUGAACUAUGCUGCGGUUAUGGGUAUAAAGAAAGAUCUUGGGCUAGUAGGUAAUGAUUUCUCGAAUACGGCGACUUGGUUCUUUAUUGCGUAUUUGAUUGCGGAGGUUCCUAAUGUGUAUCUCCUCCAAAAGACCCCCGCUGCGAAAUGGCUUGGUCUAAAUGUUACCCUUUGGGGUGUCGCAGCAGCAGCCUCUGCUGGCGCCCAUGAUUAUCGGAGCUUGCUCGUUUCGCGAAUCUUCCUUGGUAUUUUCGAGGCCACCAUCGGACCCUCGCUGAUGCUUCUCAGCAGCCAAUUCUACACGCGCAGUGAACAAGCCCCGCGAUUCACCUUCUGGUACCUCGGGCUAGGCGUGGCGCAGAUCAUCGGGGGGAUCAUCUCGUUUGCGUUCCAGCAGGUGCAUCACACGUUUGCCGGGUGGCGGAUUAUGUUUCUUGUGUUGGGACUUGUGACGAUGUUGGUCGGGGUGCUGACGAUGCUGUUUAUUCCCGAUACGCCGAUGAAGGCGCGGUGGUUGAGCGAGACCGAGAAGAUUGCGUUGUUGCGACAUGUCAGUGUGAAUCAGACGGGGGUGUGGAGUAGUCGGGUCGAUAUGAGGCAAAUCUGGGAGGCGGUUGGGGAUGUACAGUUGUGGUUGUUAACGUUGACUACCAUUUGUACGUCCGUAUCCUCCGGUGUGGUCACGACAUACUCGGCAACCCUAAUCAACGGCUUCGGGUUUACGCCUCCGCACUCGGCGCUCCUGAACACGCCCUCCGGCAUCGUCAGCAUCUUCUUUACGUUGGCCGUCGGGAUCGGGAUCCGCAGAGUCUCCCACCGCUGGGCUUGGUUCAUCUUCUGCACGAUUCCCGGGAUCAUCGGUGGGGCGCUGAUGUCGUUCUUGCCGAAGCAUAACAAGGCCGGGGUCUUGAUUGGCAUUUACCUCGUCAAUGCGAUUGUUGCUACGCUGCCCAUUCUCUACCAGUGGACGAUGGCGAACUGCGCCGGACACACGAAGCGCGCGUUCGCCAGUGCCCUCGUAGCUGGGUCGUUCUCCGUGGGUAAUAUUAUCGGCCCGCAGACGUUCCAAGCGAGGGAUGCGCCAGAGUAUCGCCCGGCGAAGAUCGCCGUGUUGGCGACCCAGGCCGCGGCGGGAACCCUGGCGUUUGUGUUGUUUUUGUAUUAUGUAUGGGAGAAUCGGAGGCGUGUGAAGGCUGCGGGUGAAGGCGAGGAAGAGGUUAUUGAUGAGACGAAGUGGGCUGGGUUGACUGAUAGAGAGAAUCGAUGGUUUCGAUAUGUGUAUUAGAACUGCCUGGAUAAUGUUGGUGCUUUCUGGGAGGACGACAUUUGAUUCGAAAUUAAGAAUGAUGUAUAUAACAGACGUAUGUAAGAAGUAUAAAAAUGCAUGAAUCGUUUGGAAUGCAGUAGAAAUCAAACAUCGAUCUCAUUAGCUCAUGGACGAUGCUUCUUCAUUAAAACGUAGU